This is a messenger RNA of Danio aesculapii, 1088 nucleotides long. RefSeq lists its product as uncharacterized. The record is from RefSeq and is a predicted model, not a curated record. NCBI's taxonomy places the organism in Eukaryota, Metazoa, Chordata, Actinopteri, Cypriniformes, Danionidae. Gene Ontology annotation, biological process: positive regulation of T cell activation; immune response; peptide antigen assembly with MHC class II protein complex. The transcript is spliced from 4 exons. Gene Ontology annotation, molecular function: MHC class II protein complex binding. Gene Ontology annotation, cellular component: MHC class II protein complex; membrane. The coding region runs from base 63 to 833 and encodes 256 amino acids.
GUCUGCUUUCAUUCGCUUCGAGUUUGUUCCUCUGCGUGUUUGUUCCAGCGUCGCCUGCAACGAUGGAGCUGCUGUACCUGCUGCUUCUCACCUUCACUGUUGUCUUCUCAACCCAUGCUCAAGUAAAACACAACCUUUUCCAGUUGAAUGGAUGCUCUGACACAGAAAAGGAAACGCUGUAUGGAUCUGACGGAGAGGAGAUGUGGCAUUCUGACUUUAACCUACAGCAGGGAGUAGCUACGUUGCCUGAGUUUGCGGAUCCUAUAAGUUUCCCAGGAUCAUAUGAAGAGAGCCUUGCGGAACAAGAAGUAUGCAAACAAAACCUAGCCACCUGCAUUAAAGCUUACAACAGCCCUCCUGAGGAAAUGGAGCCUCCAGAGACCUCCAUCUACCCCAGGAAUCAAGUUCUGCUGGGUGUGGAUAAUGUGCUCAUCUGCCACGUGACCGGGUUUUUCCCUCCGCCCGUGGACGUCUCGUGGAGCAGGAAUAAUGUGAAGGUGACUGAAGGGGUGAAUGUGAGCCAGUACCGGCCCAGGAGCGAUCAAACCUUCCACGUGUUUUCCAGUAUGAAGAUCCGUCCUGCAGCGGGAGACAUUUACGGCUGCACGGUCAACCACGCAGCCCUCCAGGGACAACCGCAGACCAAACUAUGGGUUGUGCCGCAGGGGGACGUCCUGGGUCCCUGCCUGACUCCGCUUCUGCUCUCUGGACUGGGAUUUACAGUGGGACUGCUGGGACUGGCCACAGGGAUAUUCUUCUUUGUUAAAGGAUCUACAGCUGACGUCUCCGACACGGCAGUAAACAAGAAGAAACGAAUGCAGUUCUACCAAUAAAGAGACUCUGAGUGGGAGUUUGAUUACUGACACGAACUGCAUCUGUGUGUGGUUUUAGAUGACGGAUGAAAUACUGAAACUCAAAGAUCUGCUUUAAUGCUUGAUGUGUUAGUCCUACUUUAUAUGAAGAACUGGCCUUAUCCAAUAUGCAAGUUACUCAUUUUUUACUACAGUAUGUACUUAUUGUGUAAAUACAUGUACUUAUGAUUAAUUAAAUACAUGUGACGUAAUUAAAAAAAUCGACAUUUUUACAAA